This is a messenger RNA of Gracilinanus agilis (Agile Gracile Mouse Opossum), 1023 nucleotides long. It is a transcript of the gene PMM2, whose product is annotated as phosphomannomutase 2. Bases 14 to 754 code for a protein of 246 amino acids. The record is from RefSeq and is a predicted model, not a curated record. Gene Ontology annotation, cellular component: cytosol. Gene Ontology annotation, biological process: mannose metabolic process; protein N-linked glycosylation; GDP-mannose biosynthetic process. The transcript has 8 exons. Gene Ontology annotation, molecular function: phosphomannomutase activity. NCBI's taxonomy places the organism in Eukaryota, Metazoa, Chordata, Mammalia, Didelphimorphia, Didelphidae.
GAAAAGUGUCAGGAUGGCAGCUCCGGGACCUGUUCUCUGUCUCUUCGACAUCGACGGGACCCUCACCGCUCCGCGACAGAAAAUCACCAAAGAAAUGGAUGCCUUUCUACAGAAAUUGAGGCAGAAGUUAAAAAUUGGAGUAGUAGGAGGCUCAGACUUUGAGAAGGUGCAGGAGCAGCUAGGAGAUGAUGUGCUUGAAAAAUAUGAUUACGUCUUUCCAGAAAAUGGUUUGGUAGCAUACAAAGAUGGCAAAUUUCUGUGUAAGCAGAAUAUUCAGGGUCAUUUGGGUGAAGAACUGAUCCAAGAUUUAAUCAACUAUUGUCUGAGUUACAUUGCCAAGAUUAAACUGCCCAAGAAAAGGGGCACUUUCAUUGAGUUCCGAAAUGGGAUGUUAAAUGUGUCCCCUAUUGGAAGAAGCUGCAGCCAGGAAGAACGACUUGAAUUUUAUGAACUAGAUAAAAAAGAAAACAUAAGAGAGAAAUUUGUGGCUGAUUUGCAGAAAACAUUUGAAGGAAAGGGCCUUACGUUUUCUAUAGGAGGCCAAAUAAGCCUAGAUGUAUUUCCUAAUGGAUGGGAUAAGAGGUACUGUCUGAAACUUGUUGAAAAUGAUAGCUAUAAGACAAUCUAUUUCUUUGGAGACAAAACCAUGCCAGGUGGAAAUGACUAUGAAAUCUACACAGAUUCCCGAACAGUAGGAUAUUCAGUGACCAGCCCAAAGGACACACAACGAAUCUGUGAGGAGCUUUUCUUAUAAUCUUUCAUUUCCUGACCUUAAGACUGAAUGGGAAAAAGUCAUCUUGAAACUAUAGAGAAGGUUAACAAGACUGCUACAUCACCAUUUCAAACUCAAGAAAUCUUCCCUUGCCCAUCACCAAUUCAGACACAUUCAAUGGGGCCUUGCCACAUGUGGCAAUGGUCAUUGCCCUCAGAAAAGGAGAAACAUAUCUCCACUCUUAAAUUAAAGUCAGACCCCAUUCUCUCUCUCCUUUGUAUCUGGAAAGACCAAGGAAACAGAAGAGUUCU